AUGAGCACUAGGAAGAGAGAGGAGCUGGUGGACUUCCUGAAACCAAAAUUUUUAACCAAGAAUAUGUACAGUUGUUUUGAUAACAGAGAUCUCCAAUCGCAUGAUGUGUUUCUGAACAAAGCCAUGAAGAAAUCUCUCCAGAGUAAAAAUGGCCACCUGGACCUGUUUGUUCGCUUCCUUCAUGGCCUCUCUUUGGAGUCCAACCAGAGUCUCUUAAGAGGUCUGCUGGGUCAGACAGAGAUCAGUUCAGAAACGAUCCAGAGAGUCAUCAACCACCUGAAGGAGAUGAACAGUGAUAAAAUCUCUCCUGACAGAAGCAUCAACAUCUUCCACUGUCUGAUGGAGAUGAACGACCUCUCAGUACAUCAGGAGAUCCAAGAGCUCCUGAAGUCAGAGAACAGAUCAAAGAAGGAACUCUCUGAGAUCCAGUGCUCAGCUCUGGCCUUCAUGCUGCAGAUGUCAGAGGAGGUUCUGGAUGAGUUGGACCUUCAUAAGUACAAAACAUCAAAGCAGGGACGACUGAGACUGAUUCCAGCUGUGAGGAACUGCAGAAAGGCUCGACUGAUUCAGUGUCGACUCUCAGAGACUCACUGUGAAGUUGUGGCCUCAGCUCUGAAGUCCAACCCCUCCCAUCUGACAGAGCUGGACAUGAGCAACAACAACCUGAAGCAUUCAGCAGUGAAGCUUCUGUGUGCUGGACUGGAGAGUCCAAACUGUCGACUGGAGACUCUGGUAUUGAGAAGCUGUGGUUUGUCAGAGAUCAGCUGUGAUUAUCUAGCAGCAGCACGAAAGUCCAACCCCUCCCAUCUAAGAGAGCUGGACCUGAGUGAGAACAAGCUGCAGGAUUCAGGAGUGAAGCAGCUGUGUGGUUUUCUGGAGAGUCCAGGAUGUGGACUUGAAACUCUGAGAUUGAGUAUCUGUGGUUUGUCAGAGAUCAGCUGUGAUUAUCUAGCAGCAGCUCUGAAGUCCAACCCCUCCCAUCUGAGACAGCUGGACCUGUGCUGGAACAAGCUGCAGGGUUCUGGAGUGAAGCAGUUGUGUGGUUUUCUGGAGAGUCCAGUAUGUGUACUUGAAACUCUGAGAUUGACCAGCUGUGGUUUGUCAAAGAUCAGCUGUGAUUAUCUGGCAGCAGCACUGAAGUCCAACCCCUCCCAUCUGAGAGAUCUGGAGCUGAGAGGAAACAAGCUGCAGGAUUCAGAUGUGAAGCAGCUGUCUGAUCUUAAGGAGAGUCCAGACUGCAGACUGGAGACUGUGGGGUGGUGAUGAUGGUAAAGAGGACAGUGUGUGUGCUGAG
This is a messenger RNA of Oreochromis niloticus (Nile tilapia), 1294 nucleotides long. Its product is annotated as NACHT, LRR and PYD domains-containing protein 12-like. The coding region runs from base 1 to 1263 and encodes 420 amino acids. Lineage: Eukaryota; Metazoa; Chordata; Actinopteri; Cichliformes; Cichlidae. The transcript has 6 exons. Gene Ontology annotation, molecular function: protein binding. The record is from RefSeq and is a predicted model, not a curated record.